AUGAAGUCUAAAAUUUUAUAAGAGAAUACAAAUAGAAAAGAGCUCGAGAAUUCAGUUUAUAAUUUCACUUAUAAAUUCAGUCAAACUCUACAGCAUCUUAAUUAAUAAAAUAAAAAUCCUGUUAAAUUACCUUUGUCUGCUAAGUUUAAAACCUUGUGUGAUAACAAUGCGAUGGAAUUCAUUGAUGACUUCAAAAAUUGGAUACUAAUCCCUAUUGAAAAUAUUAUUUAGCAUUUGACUAAGGAAAUUUAGGAAAAGGUUGUUGAUUACUUUUCAAAGUUUUAUAAAACACUAACUGCAAAAGAGGAUAAAAAUGAAGGAAAAAACAAAAAAACUUAAGAUAAAAAUUCAAAAAACGAAAAUAAGGAUGAUAAGAAGGAAGAAUUAGAUACUAUUCAAACUAAAUAUUCUACCUACGUAUCAAAUACAAUAGAUGAAUACUAGAAAGGUGAAAAAUAUAAAAUUAAUUGGGAAAAUUUAGAAAUAAAAUUCAUAGAAAAGUUAAACUUGAAAAGUAAAUAUGUUUCGUGCAAUAAUGAAGCUCCUAGUUAAAUUAAUCAAAUUUCAAGUAUCAAUAAAGCUUAAAUUAAACAGAGUGAGAAACCCAAUAUUCCACACAAAAAAGGAAAUGAUUAUUAAUCAAAUUCUAUUGUGAAAAAGAAAAUUAAAACAUUUGGUGAAUAAAUUUGUUUACCUUAAAACACUUAAUCAUUAAAAAAUAAAGUAAACUCAAUUUCUCUAGGUAAAAAUUUAAAUAAUAAUGAUAAAAAGAGAAAUAAUACUAAUAAUAUCAGACGAUAGAAAAUUCGAAAAGAUCAAGAAAUUUAAUAAUAAAAUCCAAUAAAUUAGUUAGCAGGCCAUCCUUGGAAUCCGAUCAUCUCAAUCAAUGUUGGAGAAAAGCCAAGUUCACCCUUCAAUGGGCCAAUAGAUUUAUCAGAAGGGUAUUUGGGUUAAACAAUAACCUAAUAGUAAAGUAUCAGAAAUUCAAAAGAAAUAGCAAUCAAAUCAGGUAAUGGUAAAAGAUAAAAUGUUAAAAGAAUUUAGAGUGCUGUCGCUAGAACGAAUAUGUAACUUGAUAAAACAAAUUAAUAGUUAACUUCUUAAUCAAAACCCAAGUAUACUGGAAGAUAAUCAUAUUUUAAAAUUUAAUAACCGAAUAUUACACAGUAAAAUCCCACAUUCCCAUAAAGAUAUCCGAAUUUUAAAGUAAGAUAGCCCUAUAUUAAAAAUAUAUAACCAAAAUAUUCCUUAAUAUAACCCUCAUUUGCGAGUUAACCCAAUAAUUAAAACAUUUAAAUGGACUUCAUAACUAGAUACCCUGAUAAUACAAAUAGAUAUCUCUAAUUUACAUCAAGCUAAACUUCAUUUAAUUUACCAUAUUAUGAUCCAGUAAAGUUAUAACACUUUAGAACUUAUAAAGCUAAUGCAGAAAGGCGUAAAUCUGGACUACCAAACAAGGCCUUAAAUUAUUUUUUAUUGUCAAAUGAUGAUAUUCAUAGAGUUCAGAACAAAUUAUAAGGCAAAGUAAAAAUAAGUCCAAAAAAGAAAAAAAAGAAAGUAGAUUAGAUUGAGCAUCUGCUUCAAACUAUUUUAAACUAAAAGAAGAAUUGA
Messenger RNA from Stylonychia lemnae, 1611 nucleotides. The record is from the annotation of a GenBank genome assembly. NCBI's taxonomy places the organism in Eukaryota, Ciliophora, Spirotrichea, Sporadotrichida, Oxytrichidae.